Messenger RNA from Astyanax mexicanus (Mexican tetra), 2438 nucleotides. RefSeq names its product C3a anaphylatoxin chemotactic receptor. Gene Ontology annotation, cellular component: plasma membrane. Gene Ontology annotation, molecular function: complement receptor activity; G protein-coupled receptor activity. The transcript is spliced from 2 exons. The record is from RefSeq and is a predicted model, not a curated record. Bases 586 to 1656 code for a protein of 356 amino acids. Lineage: Eukaryota; Metazoa; Chordata; Actinopteri; Characiformes; Acestrorhamphidae. Gene Ontology annotation, biological process: inflammatory response; phospholipase C-activating G protein-coupled receptor signaling pathway; complement receptor mediated signaling pathway.
UUUAAACAAUGUUGUUUAAACAAGUUUAACAAUGACUGUGAACAAGUCCUAACCCUAACAGGUUAAAUGAAAAUCUUAGACCUCGAUCAAAGUUCUUAGUGCUCAAAUUUGUAAGGGUUCAAAUACUUUUGCAAAGUACUUUAUUCCUGUUUUCACUAUAAAAUUAUAAAAUAAGAUAAUUCACUGAGAAAAGGGCAAAAACAGAUUAGAACAUAGAUAAAAAAUAAAAUGCAGUGUUACACUGCCAUCACCAGGUUGAUCUGGAUAUUUUAAAUGUCCUAAAAUGUGACUAUGUACAUCUUAUUUAACAAGGGAAAAAGGACAAAAGAUCUUAGACUCCUAACAAUUUCUAAUUCAAAUUCACACUUUAGAUUUAUCUGUCCUUCAUACUAUCAUACAAUCAUAAAUUAUUUCUUAUAAUAGGAAACCCUGAUGACUCAACUCCCACAGAAGCCCCCAUCCUCUCUGCUCUAUUACUCCACCCACUCUCCUCUCUCAUUGUCUUGCUUUGGUCACUCUCUCAUGCUGUCAGAACACCUCUCCCCUUUUGUGGAGUAAUACAUUACUGAGUAAAAAACAACCCAAAUGGCUUUUAACUUAAGCAAUGUAUCAAAUUCCAGCAUCAGCAAUGGGGGGCAGCAAAAAGACAGCAUGAAUUACGUCCAGAUCUUGGUUUUAAUCACAUACAUAGUGGUGUUUGUGCUUGGCACAAUUGGCAAUGGACUGGUCAUUUAUGUGACUGGCUACAAGAUGAAGAAAACUGUCAACUCCAUCUGGUUUCUCAACUUGGCCCUGGCAGACUUCCUCUUCACGUUUUUCCUUUUAGUGGCCAUUGCAUCAGUCCCUCAUAAGGGCUGGCCAUUUGGUCUCUUCUUGUGCAAAUUUAAUACCUUCAUCUCUGUACUCAACAUGUUUGCUAGCAUCUUCCUGCUGACGGCCAUCAGUUUGGACCGUUGUCUGGCCACGUGGGUGAUCGUGUGGGCCCAGAACAAACGUACUCCACUCAAAGCCAGGAUAGCAUGCUUGGCUAUAUGGAUGGGAGCCAUCGCCUGUAGCAUCCCUUUCGCCACUUAUCGUACUCUGAAUACACAUGGAAAUAUCACACGCUGUAGCCCUCUUCCUAAUCUCGAGGUCCUUAUGAACCUGACCGUGUUCCGGUUUGUGAUAGGCUUUCUUGUUCCCUUCAUCAUCAUCAUCUGUUCAUACAUAGCGAUUGCAGUAAGAGCUCAACGCCUCCAGAGGCACAAAAAGAUUCGACCCUUCAGAAUCAUCCUGACGGUGAUCCUCGCUUUCUUUUUUUGCUGGCUUCCUUUCCACAUCUACUCUUUUUGUUUUCUGAGCAGCAUUACAGGAAACUGGAGUUUUGAAGCUAGAAAAGCUCUUGACAUUGCUGCACCCUUCAUUGUAAAUCUGGCCUAUCUGAACAGCUGCCUGAACCCAAUCCUGUACGUGUUCAUGUGUGAAGAGUUCAAGACCAAGCUCAAGCAGUCCCUGUGGAUGGUGCUGGAGAGUGCUUUUGCAGAGGAACACCUGGCCUUCCUCAGCUCUCGCCCCUCCAUCAGCUCUCGCAACUCAGAAUCUCACAUCCAGAUGAAAAGGAACGGCACUGCUUGCUCUCUUGUCAGCCGAUUAGACAGGACAUCUUCAGAGGACUGAAGUCUCUGUUCUAUCUAUGUUGGAUGGACAUACCGUUUCAUAUAUGAACUGCAUACCAAAGCUAAGCCUACUGCUAAUUAUGUGUGCUUCAUGGCCCUUGAUUACCCACAAUUACCUGAAGAAGAAGGCAAAAAUUGGGCGAAAAUGGCGGAAAAUUAAACAUCUGAAGUAGAGAUUGUUAAAAUGUUAGUUUUAUUGUGAUUUAUUUAUGUGAAGAAAUGAAAAGGCAAACAAGAUUCGCACGACAAUGUUACCAUGUGAUGUUCAGUGUCACCUCACAGCCUCGUUAGACUGUUUCCGUCAUUGUUUGACAAACAGACUACUGAGAUUCUACUAAGCGUCUUCAAAGGACAGUUCCACAGAUGAUUCACCCUGCCUUGACAAGCGUCCUUUGCUGUGAAAUUCAGCUAUAGUGAGUGUACCUGUUGUAUAUAGCGUGUUUACAUUAUUUUUCCCCAUAUUUUGCAUUUUUAUUAAAUACAAAUUACAUGACUGGCAUUUUUUUGUAUAUAGUAUAUGUAUUUCUUUUUUUUUUACUUGAGUUUUUUAUUAAAAUGCUUCUCUAACCAGACAAUUAGUUGUGUAUUUAAACGCUUGUGUUUAGUAGCCAGAACUGAAUUAAAAAAACUGUAUGUAAAUUAUGUGUAAAGUGGGUGAGACAUCAAAGUGUUGGGCCUAUGGAGUGUAAGGGUAAGCCUAUUAAACAUGUACUAUGUAUAUUUCAGAGUGCUGUAAGCCACAUCUCAUGAUAUAAGCAAAAUAAAUAUAGUUUUCUUAUCUUG